AUGUCAGGCUCACGACAGCAGCCUGGGUUGGCCUGCGAGGAAUGCCGCAAAAAGAAACUUCGAUGCGAUAGGCGAAAACCCCAAUGUGACCAGUGCGAAGACUCUGGUACAGCUUGCCUUGUGAAUCAGGUUCGCUCCCCACGGGGCCCUAAGAAGGGACACCUCAAAGCUUUGCGCAAUCGCAUUGCAACGCUGGAAAGCAUCAUAAAUUGUGAUCAGGGAAAUGUCGGUCUCACGGAAGUAUUGGAUAGCAGUGAGAAAUAUCACUCCGAAGAGACCGUUGAAAUCCUUAGUCCACCCCAAGAGUAUAUUGCCAAUCCCACGAACACCGAAUACCAUGAUAUCACCUACUCCAUUGAGCCGUCAACAAUAGCAUCCCCCAUUGCACCAAUGACACCACCUGAUCAUGAGAGCUCAGAUAUGAUCGAGGCAGAUUUAGAUCAGCUAUAUUUCGACAGAGUACACCCUGUCGUGCCGAUGCUCCACCAAAGUCGGUACUUCUCCUGGUCACAGAGAUUCAACAAGCCAACUUCUCACAUCUGCUUGCAAUUUGCAAUGUGGGCGCUGGCAGCAGCUUCAUCCGCCCAUUUACAGGACAUGCGAGAGUCUCUCUAUACCCGUGCGCGGUCCAGGAUUGAGGCUCUAGAUUACGAUAUCGAAUCUAGCAGUGCAGCCUGUCUCCAGGCAGCCCAAACGUGGCUUCUUCUAACCCACUACGAGUUUCGCUAUAUGAGCUACCGCCGUGCGUGGCUUACCGCAGGACGUGCCUUUCGUAUUAUUCAACUAGCCAAACUACACGAGAUUGAUCGGCUCAAUGACGUUAGCAUCAACAUGGCACAUCCCGAAGCAUGGGCUGAAGCCGAGGAAAAACGUCGGACAUACUGGCUAGCAUAUUGUCUAGAUCGGUUCCUCAAUAUCUCAGACGAGUGGCCUCUAAGUCUACACGAGGGAGCUCUCUGCAUAUAUCUUCCCGUCUCAGAGCCAGAUUUCCAACACAGCAGGCCAGUCCUUAUGGACUCCUUAUAUGACGAGAUCGAGACCUCCGGACAGAAAAUGCUACCGCCUUUCGCAGAGACAAUUGUCCUGAUUACGCUAUGCUGGCACAGCGUUGCAUUCCAGCGAGCCGCGUACGGUGACAAAACAUCUCCGAGCGACGGACAUACCUGGAAGCGCCAUACUCGAUUAUACCAAAUGGUACAACAGCGGCUGAUGCUGAUCUCACUACCCCCCUCCUCGCCAGAACUCCACGAUCCCAUGCGUCUCUUUACAAACAUGCUCGCCAAUGCUGCUGUGAUAUGGUUCUACAACAUAAUGGAGACCCUGCAGGUGGAAAUUGAUGAUGAGAUUAUCCUUGUUCCGCUCUACUCCGCGUACGAAAUAGUAGGUUUGGCGAAGCCGCUCACCCGAUCCAGCUUUUUCAAGGUGAGGCCACCCCCCAUUCAUCCCCGUAAAUUGACCGUGGGUUUUGUUUCUCAUUGGGUUGUACAGGCGCAUGCAUUUUCUCCCAUGCUACUAUAUCUCUCGGCAAAGUUUCUCAAGACACAUGCCGAUCAACCGAGUACAUGUGUCCCCGCGUCGGAGGAUAAACAGCAGAAGCUAGAGGAUUUGAAAAGUGCUUUGCGGGUUUUGCAGGGUGGGAAUAAUUUAGCUAUGAGCUACUUGGAGCUGCUUGACUCGGACUCGUUUCAAAAAUUCUGCAACCUAUCGACUAUUCAAGGAUGUACUAUGUCUGAAGUUACAGAUCAGUCGGAGCCACCUUUCUUUUUAGAUAUGAUGAAUCUUUUUUAG
Messenger RNA from Penicillium vulpinum, 1788 nucleotides. RefSeq names its product Zn(II)2Cys6 transcription factor. Gene Ontology annotation, cellular component: nucleus. The record is from RefSeq and is a predicted model, not a curated record. NCBI's taxonomy places the organism in Eukaryota, Fungi, Ascomycota, Eurotiomycetes, Eurotiales, Aspergillaceae. Gene Ontology annotation, molecular function: DNA binding; zinc ion binding; DNA-binding transcription factor activity, RNA polymerase II-specific. The transcript is spliced from 5 exons. Gene Ontology annotation, biological process: regulation of DNA-templated transcription; DNA-templated transcription. The coding region runs from base 1 to 1788 and encodes 595 amino acids.